Entamoeba nuttalli P19 is the source of this 387-nucleotide messenger RNA. RefSeq lists its product as hypothetical. The record is from RefSeq and is a predicted model, not a curated record. Lineage: Eukaryota; Evosea; Mastigamoebida; Endamoebidae. The transcript has a single exon. The coding region runs from base 1 to 387 and encodes 128 amino acids.
AUGUCACAACCUAUAUUUCAAAAGACUUACAAUUUGAAUAUUCAACUGAAAUCUAUAAAAUCAGAACUUUUUCAAAAUGAAAAUAUUAGGUUUCUCUCUACAAACCAGAAAUUUCAGUUAGAAGAGUUAAAUAAGAAAUUAAAAUGUUCUCAAGCUAUUGUUGGAUUAAAUCAAAAUAAUGAAGUUUGUGCUAUUUUCAAAUUAAGAAAUUUGAUUAAUGGGAUUUAUUUGUGGAUAUCAAAUGAAUGGAGUCAGUGUGAUUGGAUGGAUCCAGUAACAUAUAGUAAUUAUCACAAUGAAUUUAUGUUUUAUCACAUACAAUCAUCAAAACAAGGUGUUUCACGUGAAUUUUUUGUGAGAGAGUGUCAUUCAUUAAAUCUAAAAUAA